AUGGAUGACAGGAUACAAGACAUCUAUAAAAAGAUUGAGCGCGAGAAAGCUCUGAUCAAUGCUGCCAAUUUGAUGCGACAGCAGACCAACAAUGAUGCCGUCCGAUCCAAGCUCGACACCCAGAUGCGCGAGGGCCGCCGCAACCUCGAGUUCUUUGAAGGGACGCUGCGGGAAAUGCAGAUGCGCAGCAUGGGCCAAGGGAUGGACAACCUGAGCAUCGGCGGCUCUACCAUUGCCGCCAGCGCAUCCUCUUCGUCCCGCCCGCGAAGUGCCGUUGAGGAAGAUGGCCCCAUGCCUCCUCCUAAGGAUGGGGGAUAUGGCGCUAGCGGUGACGGCUAUGGCCAAACGCAGUACAGUCAGAUCGGCGAGCAUGGCGAUCUGAUGCCGCCGCGAGGUCCUUUCGCCAACCAGGGCCCGGGGAGCCAUAUGCCAAAAACACGACCAAACUUUACAAAGCUGGAUUUGAUCAAAUACGAUACGCCAUACCUUGGCCCUCGGAUUCAACUUAUGCUGUCGCAAAUUCAGUUCAAGCUCAAUGUUGAGGAACAGUACCUGAAAGGUAUUGAAAAAAUGGUACAGUUGUAUCAGAUGGAGGGAGAUAAGAAGAGCAGAGCCGAUGCAGCCGCCCGUCGGGUUGAGAGCAAGCAAAAAAUCGUACUUCUGAAACAAGCUUUGCGAAGAUAUGAGGAACUGCACAUAGACAUUGAUUCAGGAGACUCGCCGGAUGAUGAUAGUAUCAACAUGCCCAACCUCCGGAAGCCACUGACCGGUCAACUAUCGAUUCGAGUCAUUGCCAUCAAAGAUGUCGACCACGCUCCGACAGGACGCUUUGCCCGGGGCCCCGACACUUUCGUGGCGAUCAAAGUGGAGGACAAUAUCGCCGCCCGUACCAGAGUGUCUCGAACAGACAGGUGGGAGAACGAAUAUCACAACGUAGAGGUCGACAAGGCAAACGAAAUUGAGCUCACCGUUUAUGACAAACCUGGAGAGCACGCAAUCCCCAUAGGGAUGCUCUGGGUCAGAAUAUCUGAUAUCGCUGAAGAGCUGCGAAGGAAGAAGAUCGAAGCGGAAACUAAUAGUCUGGGCUGGGUGUCAGCGGACCGUAUGGGCGACGUCAACAAUCCUGCUGCUAGAGUUCCCCCUCCACAAUUUCCAAUGAAUACUCAACAACAGCAGCCUGGUGGCCCGCCAGUAUCCCCCGGCUUCCAGGGCCAGCAGCAAGGGUAUGGUCAACCGGGGGAUCCGCAGCAGCCAGGUCAGCAAGGCCAGAUGGGACAGGUUCAGGAACCUAUUACAGGCUGGUUCAACCUCGAGCCUACUGGCUCCAUCCAGCUCAGCCUGAACUUUUUCAAGCAGAACAAGGAUCGUCGCCCCGUGGAUUUGGGUCUUGGACGCAAGGGCGCCAUCCGUCAACGCAAGGAGGAGGUUCACGAGAUGUAUGGACAUAAGUUUGUGGAACGCCAGUUCUACAACAUCAUGCGCUGCGCGCUCUGUGGGGACUUCCUCAAGGGUGGAUCAGGGAUGCAGUGCGAGGACUGCAAGUACACUUGCCAUAUCAAGUGCUACACGAGCGUGGUCACCAAAUGCAUCAGCAAAUCCAAUGCUGAAACUGACCCUGACGAGGAGAAGAUCAACCACAGGAUUCCCCACAGAUUCGUGGCGUUCUCUAACCUCACUGCUAAUUGGUGCUGUCACUGCGGUUACUUAUUGCCAUUCGGGAAGAAGAACUGCAGGAAAUGCAGCGAGUGUCAAAUGGCGGCCCAUGCUGGCUGUGUACACCUGGUGCCCGAUUUUUGCGGUAUGUCGAUGGCUGUCGCAAACCAAAUUCUCGAGGGUAUCAGGUCACAAAAACAACGCCAGCAAAAGGCUAGCUCUAUGAGUGACCGCACGUUGCGCAGUGGAAAAAUGAGCCCGCCUGGAUCCGGGCACGCCCCGUCGGCGUCAUUCUCUCAGGGCAUGGGAUCAAGCUACGGUCAGGCAUCUCCUGAAGCCACGGAAGCUGCCAAAUUCAUGUACUCUAGCCAAACCUCACCUCAGCGGAUCACUUCUCCAGAUAGGACGUCAAGCUCGUCUCAAGCUGCGGCUGCGGCAACGGCUGCUAUGAGUGGUCUGCCGGGAGCCAUGUCUUCUCAGCCUGGACGGCAAGGACAGCAGCCUAUAACUGAUUACAGUUCGGCCAGCGGGGGUCGCUAUGGUUCAUAUGGUCCCCAUGAUGAUCCAUACGCCCAACCGCAGCAGUCACCGCCGCCGCAACAGCAAGCGGCGUACGGACAGCCCCAGCAGCGAAAGUACAAUCCUGCAGACUACGCCAACAUCAGCGGAGGAUACGGCAGCCAGCCGCAGAUGGCUCAGCAGCAGCAACAAGCUCGACCCCAACAGCCGCAGCAACAACAACCGAUGUACUCUCCCCAGCAGCACGCAUCACAAGUUCAGCAGCCCCUGUCACCUGUCAAGCAGCAGCAUCAGGAACAACAAAUCAUCUCGCCGACUGCAGGAACCGUUAUUCCGACAUCUGCAAAGAGGCCUCUUCCUUCAGCCACGGAUCCGGGAACAGGCCAGCGCAUUGGACUUGACCACUUCAACUUCUUGGCUGUGCUUGGCAAGGGCAACUUCGGCAAGGUCAUGCUUGCAGAAUCCAAAAAGACUAGGAAGCUCUAUGCCAUCAAAGUUCUCAAGAAGGAGUUCAUCAUCGAGAACGACGAGGUUGAGAGCAUUCGCUCGGAGAAGCGAGUGUUCCUCAUCGCCAACCGCGAACGCCAUCCCUUCCUCACCAACCUACACGCCUGCUUCCAGACUGAGACGCGUGUAUACUUCGUGGAAGAAUACAUUAGUGGUGGAGAUUUGAUGUUGCACAUCCAACGAGGACAGUUCGGCACCCGUAGGGCCCAGUUCUAUGCUGCCGAAGUUUGCUUGGCUCUCAAGUACUUCCACGAGAACGGUGUCAUCUACCGCGAUCUCAAGCUCGACAACAUUCUUCUCACUCUUGACGGUCACAUCAAGAUUGCCGACUAUGGUCUUUGCAAGGAAGACAUGUGGUACGGCUCUACCACGAGCACGUUCUGCGGUACUCCCGAGUUUAUGGCGCCAGAAAUUUUGCUUGACAAGAAGUAUGGUCGAGCAGUCGACUGGUGGGCGUUUGGCGUUUUGAUCUACCAGAUGCUUCUUCAACAGUCUCCUUUCAGAGGUGAAGACGAAGAUGAAAUCUACGAUGCCAUUCUGGCAGACGAGCCGCUGUAUCCUAUUCACAUGCCGCGCGACUCUGUUUCGAUUCUGCAAAAGCUGCUCACCAGGGAACCGGACCAGCGUUUGGGAAGUGGACCGACUGAUGCCCAGGAGGUCAUGUCGCAACCCUUCUUCCGCAACAUAGUCUGGGAUGACAUUUAUCACAAACGCGUUGCGCCGCCGUUCCUGCCACAGAUCAAGAGUGCCACGGAUACGAGUAACUUUGACUCGGAGUUUACUAGUGUUACGCCUGUCCUGACACCAGUCCAAUCAGUUUUGUCCCAAGCGAUGCAGGAGGAGUUCCGCGGCUUUUCGUACACGGCAGACUUCGACUGA
Molecule: messenger RNA, 3558 nt
Organism: Pyricularia pennisetigena
Lineage: Eukaryota; Fungi; Ascomycota; Sordariomycetes; Magnaporthales; Pyriculariaceae
Exons: 6
Coding region: 1-3558 (1185 amino acids)
Biological process (GO): signal transduction; protein phosphorylation; fungal-type cell wall biogenesis
Molecular function (GO): ATP binding; diacylglycerol-dependent serine/threonine kinase activity
Source: RefSeq, a predicted model, not a curated record